AUGCCGAAGCAAAAAUCUGGGAUAAAAAAUGAAUCGUUUGAGAUGGAAGAGAUGGAAAGUAUAUCAAAUCCACAUUUGAGGGGCAGUUCUAGGAAGAACACAGGGGAAAAAUCUAACAAGAAGUUGCCUAGCAGUCCAACAUUUGAUGAAAGAAAUUCUAAAAUUAAUGAAACUGUUGCUAGAAAAGAUUGCAUCCUUGAACUUAUUAUUCACAGGACUGAUAGACUGAAAGUCACGCCUUCUGCGUGCUCCCUAUUCGUUCGAAUUCAUAUUAUGGAUACAAAAACAGAAGACUACAUAAAAUAUGAAGAAAAAAUUUCCGAGUUUAUGGGAGAACAUUCUUCCCACAUACUGCCCGUUAACUCAAGGAUAGUUAGCACAAAAUAUCAGGAUUUACUAAUGCCUGUUUGGGAUGAAAUUAUCAUUGUCAACGAGAAUUUCCAAACUUUUGCAAACAACAAAAAUGUUAUUUUGUUUUUUGAGAUUCUUGAUUCAUCUGAAAAUAGGUUCGGGAGAAGUGACCAUGAUAACGCCAAAACACCUGGUGGGAAAAAUAUUGGCUCUUUAAUGGUUGCGUGGGCCUUCCUUUUACUAACAAACUCUUGUGGUCAAUUAAAUACCGGUGCAAAAAAGCAGCGGUUACAGCUUUAUGAGCCUAUAAUGAAAACAUCUACUCAUCCUCUAGAAAAAUCAGCGAACUUACCGAUUGGAAAAAUCCCGACUUUAAGUACUUUACAAAAACAUCAGCUGCUAAAAAAUACAAGCUCCAAUUUAUCAGAACACAAUGCGGUUGAAUCAGGAUAUUAUUUAUUAUCAUGUUGGAAGUCUGGUAGCCGAUUUAGAAUACCUUAUCCUUCAUCACUUUAUGUGACAGUUAAAGAAACUAUUAGAAGCAAAUUUACCGAAAACUACUCAAGUGACAAAAGGUCAGAAAUCUUUGUACAGCCAAAUAUAAGUACAAUUGAUUCAAACCAAUCUAAUGCUUCACUAGAGAAUGAUAGGAACACUUUGAGUCCUAUCAAUGAAAAUGAACUAAAUGAACUACAGAAAUCUUGGACUAGAAAAUCGAAUCAGCCAUGUCGUAUUCCAAACUUACUUGUUGGCUAUGGAAUAACAGCACAUAUAACAACAAAUAAUCAUUUUGAUUUUUCAAUGGAUAUGGAAACAAAUAAAAGUUUUAAUAUGUCAACGAAAUCUUCCGGUGCUCAGUGUUUAGCAUUUUCACCAGAUGGUAAAUGGUUAGCGGUUGGAGUCAUAAGAAAUGUACUAUUGAAUAAUACUAUUGGGAACUCUACAAACAAUAAAUCAAAUAAAAUAGACUGUUCUGUUUUAAUUUAUCGGUUCCCCUUUGACAGUAAACGUAGCCAGCCAAAUUUAGAGUUAGCUGGACAUUCGGAUAUCAUCUAUUCUAUAGACUGGGCUAAAACUCCUUUGGUCCGAAGCUAUAGCAACAAAUCAACACAAAAGUCUUCUAGUAAAGGUGUUUAUGACACAAAAUUAUUUUGGAUUCUAGCAUCCGGUUCAGCUGAUGGCACUGUUAGAGUAUGGAGAUUACAUUUUAAUCAAAUACAUAAGAAUUUUACCAACGAUGAUAAUUUCCUCUCGGAUACCGAUAUUAAUGUAUCUGCUCGCAUUGGUACAUCAAAAUCCCCAGUUCAGGUUGGUCAAAUUGUUAACGGAUCAUCUCACAAGAAAGGUGUUUUAUGUAACGUACUUGGUCAUCCGAACUUUGUAUAUAGCGUGGCAUUUAAACCAAUAUCCAAAGAAUUAGAUCUAAAUGAUUCGCAAGUUCUUCAAACUUUGGCUAAUCGAGACCAUCUACUUGCGACAGCAUGUUAUGAUGGUAUUACUCGCUUAUGGAGUAUUAAACACAAUGAGGCGCAGCUGCUACAAGAAUUGAAUGGUGUACAUCAGUCGCAUAUAAAUAGUUUAACAUUUAAUACAAAUGGAUCACGCAUAUACUCUGGUGAUGCGUUAGGUCUGAUUGUCGUUUGGAAAGAAGCAAAUAAUCCACAACAAAGACAAGUUAAAUCUCAUUCCAAAUGGAUGCUUGAAAAGAAAAUCGAAGUUCGAGAAUUAGAAAUGUGCAUCAUCAAUCAUUUAGAAUUUCAUCCUACACUCAAUCUUUUACUGGUACAUACAAGGGAUAAUUGUCCAAAAAUGCUUGAUUUAAGAUCAGAUUUCAUCACAACACGAUUUCAUGGAGCAUUGAAUAAUACUGAAUUAUUACGUAGCUGUAUUUCACCAUGUGGUUCAUUCUUAUUUUCUGGUUCCGAGGAUCAAAAUGUUUAUGUUUGGAAUGUCAAUACAGGUGAUCAAGUAGCAUGUUAUCAGAAUCUAAUGUUGCCGGGAUCUGUCACUUCAAUAAGCUAUCAUCCUAUCGAUAAUGUGAUUGCUUUCGCCGCUAUUGGACCAGACUCACCAGUUGCUGUGUACGCUUACAGUAUAAAAGCUAAUCCAUUGACAACAUUAUAUCAAAAGUCCAAUGAAAAACAUCUGCCAUUAUGCGAAGAGGAAAUGAACUACGUUGAAAGACCACCGGAUAUUCUAUCAUCUCAUGUCAAAUUUAAACAACGUGAUGCUGAACUAGUUCUACUUGCUAUGUCCAAACUGGAAAAUAUUAUGAAUAUUUCUAAACCUUUACCAAGAUAUCAUCAAAACGAUUUACAUGAAUUAGAAUGGAGACCAACAUUUACUGUAAUUGAUGAGGUUUCUGAUAUACAAAGCACAGUAGAUAAAUUGGAUUCAGUAAAGAAUAACACUUUCAAAACACAAGCAUCUGAAAGGAGUACAACUAUCUUCACAGCUCUAUAUGAUUAUCAAGCUCAGAGAUCUGAUGAAUUGAAUUUUAAAUGUGGUGAUAGGAUGAAAAUAUUAUACAAAGAUACGCCUAAAUGGUGGAUGGCAAGACUGAUUACUACUGGUCAAGAAGGAUUUGUACCAGCUAAUUAUAUUUCAGAUGUACAUGGUGAAAAUAAUGACAAUAGUCAACAAUUAGCUGCAACAAACAAGUUCAAUUCAUCAAAUUUAACUGAAAUAAAUUUAUCGAAAGAGCGAAUUCUAAAUAAAGCAAACAAUCAAUCUGGUCGAUCAGUGAACAAUAAUAAUAAUCUACGCUUAUGGGAUUCCAGUUUGAUAGAAGACAAUAUCAGUGAUUUAAGAAAUUCACAAAAUUACCAAUCUAAUUAUAUUGAUCUGUCGAAUAUAGACAUGAAGCCUGGUGUACCGAAUUCCGGUCAAAUGAAAAAACGUAAGAGUUCUGCAAGACCUCUACCGACAUUGAAUUAA
Schistosoma turkestanicum is the source of this 3288-nucleotide messenger RNA. NCBI's taxonomy places the organism in Eukaryota, Metazoa, Platyhelminthes, Trematoda, Strigeidida, Schistosomatidae. The record is from the annotation of a GenBank genome assembly.